AUGUACACCUACACUCCCACCGCAAAGUUCCUCGUCCUGGCCCCUACCGAGUCUGGCCCUCUCUCCACCUCCUCCCAAACCCGUGAGCGCUCCAGCAGCCAGUCCUCCACGACCAGCACAUCCCAGCAGCGCCCGGGCCUCAGCCGUCUGCCCAGCGGCUUCCUGUACCUGGGAGUCGACACCCGCAACACCACUGCGCCCAGCAUCUAA
Messenger RNA from Aspergillus heteromorphus CBS 117.55, 210 nucleotides. RefSeq lists its product as uncharacterized. The transcript has a single exon. The coding region runs from base 1 to 210 and encodes 69 amino acids. NCBI's taxonomy places the organism in Eukaryota, Fungi, Ascomycota, Eurotiomycetes, Eurotiales, Aspergillaceae. The record is from RefSeq and is a predicted model, not a curated record.